AUGGGUAUCAAGGGACUGAACGCCAUUAUAUCGGAACAUGUGCCGAGUGCGGUUCGCAAGAGCGACAUCAAGAGUUUCUUUGGUCGGAAGGUUGCUAUCGAUGCAUCGAUGUCGCUUUAUCAGUUUCUGAUUGCCGUGAGGCAGCAGGACGGAGCUCAGUUGUCGACAGAGAGCGGUGAGACGACGUCUCACCUGAUGGGCAUCUUUUACAGGACGCUGCGGAUGAUCGACAAUGGGAUCAAGCCGUGCUAUGUGUUUGACGGGAAACCGCCUGUGCUGAAGGCGCACGAGCUGGGGAAGAGGCUCUCUAGGAGGGAGGAAACGGAGAAGAAGCUGGCGGAGGCGAUCGAGCAGGUGGAGAAGAUGAAGCAGGAGCGGAGGCUGGUGAAGGUGUCGCCGGAGCAUAAUGCUGAGGCGAAGCAGCUGUUGGAGCUUAUGGGGAUCCCGUAUAUCACGGCGCCCGCGGAGGCCGAGGCGCAGUGUGCGGAGCUGGCGAAGAAGGGCAAGGUGUACGCGGCGGCUAGCGAGGACAUGGACACGCUGUGCUACAGGACGCCGUAUCUGCUGAGACAUUUGACGUUUUCCGAGGCGAAGAAGGAGCCCAUCCACGAGAUAGACACCGAGACGGUGCUCAAGGGUCUGGAUUUGACCAUCGAGCAGUUCAUCGACCUGGGUAUCAUGCUGGGAUGCGAUUACUGUGAGAGCAUCCGCGGCAUAGGCCCCGUCACAGCGCUGAAGCUGAUCAAGGAACACGGGUCGCUGGAGAAGAUCGUCGAAUACAUCGAGUCCGGAGAGGCCAAUAACAAGUGGAAAGUGCCGGAGGACUGGCCAUACAGGGAGGCCAGGCAGCUGUUUUUGAGCCCGGACGUGAUUGACGGGAACGAGAUCAACUUGAAAUGGGCUCCGCCAAAGGAGGACGAGUUGAUCGAGUUUCUGUGCCACCAGAAGAAGUUCAGCGAGGAAAGGGUAAGAUCGGGAAUCGCAAGGUUGCGCAAGGGAUUGAAAGCCGGCGUUCAGGUAAGGCUCGACGGCUUUUUCCAAGUGGUUCCGAGGACCAAGGAACAAUUAGCUGCCGCUGCCGCUAAAGCCAAGCAAGCCAAAGCUACUGGUAAGGGCAAGGCUAAGGGCAAGGUUGCUAAACGAAGGUGA
Messenger RNA from Torulaspora globosa, 1149 nucleotides. RefSeq names its product multifunctional nuclease RAD27 (gene RAD27). The transcript has a single exon. Bases 1 to 1149 code for a protein of 382 amino acids. Gene Ontology annotation, cellular component: nucleus; cytoplasm. The record is from RefSeq and is a predicted model, not a curated record. NCBI's taxonomy places the organism in Eukaryota, Fungi, Ascomycota, Saccharomycetes, Saccharomycetales, Saccharomycetaceae. Gene Ontology annotation, molecular function: DNA binding; 5'-flap endonuclease activity; 5'-3' exonuclease activity.